This is a messenger RNA of Exophiala viscosa, 1818 nucleotides long. RefSeq names its product major facilitator superfamily domain-containing protein. Gene Ontology annotation, molecular function: transmembrane transporter activity. The record is from RefSeq and is a predicted model, not a curated record. The transcript has 4 exons. Gene Ontology annotation, cellular component: plasma membrane. Lineage: Eukaryota; Fungi; Ascomycota; Eurotiomycetes; Chaetothyriales; Herpotrichiellaceae. Gene Ontology annotation, biological process: transmembrane transport. Bases 1 to 1818 code for a protein of 605 amino acids.
AUGGAUUCCCAUAACUCCAAAAUCGGCAGCCAGCCUUCGGGAGCGCAAGGUUCGAACCAUCUAGGGUCGGAUGCAGCACAGCGGCAGGAUGGGCUGAGCGCAGCAAUUGCCCAAGGAUCGAAAACGACAUAUUCCACCAUGAGCACGAAGACUGAACACGACACACAAGUCGGCACAAUCGUCAACACCGAAGGAACAGCCAGGGAGACUGGGGCAGACCUCAAAAGCCAUGUUUCCGGUGACAUCCCCGUACUGGGAGCACACUCUACCUCUGACAGAUGUGACAACAAGGCCCAGAAGAGACUGCCACGAUCUUCAGUUCGUCUCUUUUUCAUUUUGGUCGGCAUGUUCUUGUCACAAUUUCUCUCGGCACUCGAUCAGACCAUAGUCACCGGUGCUCUCCCACACAUCACCGCCGAACUCGAUUCAUCCGGCAGUGGCUAUACCUGGGUUGGAUCCGCAUUCGCCCUGGCGCAGACUGUUGUGCUGCCCAUCUACACGCAAGCAGGAACUUUCUUCGGCCGUAAAUGGACGUUGCUGUGUGCCAUCUCCAUCUUCCUCUUUGGAAGUAUCUUGUGCGGUUGCGCAGACAGCAUGACGGUCUUGGUCGCUGGCAGAGUCGUGCAAGGUGUUGGUGCUGGUGGGAUUCUGACCCUAGUCUAUAUCCUCAUUGGGGACUUGGUGAGCACAAAGGAUCGAGGCAAAUAUCAGGGCUUGAUUGGUGCAACUUGGGCCGUGGCCAGCGCUGUUGGUCCGGUGUUAGGAGGCAUAUUCGCAGACAAGGUCUCGUGGCGAUGGUGUUUUUUCAUCAAUGUCCCUGCCUCGGUGCUGGCCUUCUUGGUCAUCAUGAUGUUUCUUCACAUGAGUCACCCGCCGGUGGAGCUUUACAAGGUCAUCCGAAACGUGGAUUACCUCGGCAUCACCAUCAUAGCGGCUGCAACGACUGUCAUCCUCUUGACCUUACAGUGGGCACAACAAGGCGCCUUAUGGUCCUCAUCCCGGCAGAUUGUCUUCCUGGCGCUGGGUGGGCUGGGGUUUGUCAUCCUCCCAUUCAUUGAAGCAACAGCGCCUGUGCCUGUCGUUCCGCUGAGCCUCUUUUCACAUCGAACCAGGAUUGGGUCAUACCUGGCUUCAUUUCUGCACGCCGUCGCCUACUCUGGCAUCGCAUAUUACACACCCUUGUAUUUACAGGCUGUCAGAUGUCAGACUGCCUCCGAGUCUGGUGUAAGCAUGCUUCCAUUGGUGAUAUCCUUCACCAUCGUCAGUACUGCCAGUGGUUAUUUGAUAUCAUGGACCAGAAAAUAUCAAGGUUUGAUAUGGACUGGAUUCGCACUUUCAGCUGUCGGAUCUGGGCUGACAAUCAUGCUCAACCAGACCUCCAGCAACAUCGCCCAGAUCGCAUUCUUGAUUCUGACUGGACUUGGUCUGGGGCCAAAUUUCAACUCGAUGUUGAUUCCGAUACAUGCAUCGUUUGGUGACGAGACGGAAAGUGCCCCAGAAGCCAUAGCAUCGUCCACCGCAGCUUACGCCUUCCUGCGUUCCAUGGGCAUCAGCAUUUCGAGCAUGGUGCUCUUCAACGGUUUAGCCAACAUCGAUAUUAACGGCGUCCCCAUGUCGCAGGCAGUGGGAAUUGUUCGCGACCUCCCAGAGCCACAAAGGUCUCUGGCCGUGAGCUUAUUUUCAGAAGCUAUGCGAGAUGUCCAUAUACAGAUCACAGUCGUGCUGGCGGUAGCCUUCCUUGCAAGUUUGGUAGUGGGCAAGCAUGAGUUGCAGAGUAAGGUGCAGUCAAACCACAGACUGAUAGAGGACGAGGCUUGA